CUGGAGCCGUACGCACAAGAAAAAAAAUGUGGCCUCUUAUUUUUAUUGCAAUAUCGAUCGCAUUGGCCCAGGAUACUGGUCCGAUUGUUGACAUACCAAGCUUGGGGAAGGUUCGGGGUUCCAUCGGUCAAACAACCUGGACCGGUCAGACAAUCAACCAAUAUCGAUCCAUCCCGUAUGCAGAAGCACCUAUAGGAAAACUAAGAUUUCAGGCACCAGUAGCUAAGAAAGGAUGGAAUAGCACUUUAGAUGGAUCUGAGCAUGGCUCUCAAUGUCCACAACUAUCAGAUUCGGAUCCGAACGAAGACUGUUUGACAUUAUCAGUGUAUACAAAAGAUAUCAACGAGUCGCGGCCUGUAAUGUUCUACAUUCAUGGUGGAUGGUUUAUCUUUGGCGCAGCGAGUAGCUAUCAAUCAAACAACCUACUGGAGUCUGACAUAGUUCUUGUCGUCAUCCAAUAUCGGCUAGGACCCCUGGGAUUCCUCUCGAUGGAGAAUGAGCAAAUUCCUGGAAACGUAGCGAUUCUGGAUAUGAUAUUGGCUCUCGAAUGGGUUCAAACUAACAUCGGAUAUUUCGGAGGAAACAACUCUCAAGUGACCAUUUUCGGAGAGUCAGCCGGCUCAGUUGGUGUUUCAGCAUUGCUUCUGACUCCUCUGCUUCAAAACCGUCCAGUGGCGCUAUUCCAUCGGGCGAUUCUUCAGUCAGGUUCCGUUUUCUCCCCGUGGGCAAUGUCACGAAAUCCCGUUGAAGGCACCCAUGAGAUUGCUCUACGUGUAGGCUGUGCAGAAAACAAUAUCGAAUCCUGUCUUAAAGAGACACCUGUAAAAGCAUUACUGAAAGCUUUCGUAGGUCAUCGCAAAGACAAUAUAAUCGAUAAAGGAUAUCCUUAUGUCACGGGUUCGACGAUUGUUGCUGGAGAUUUUCUAGGUGUAUUUCCAUUGCAUCCUCGAAAUUACUUGCGAAAUUUAUCGUCAGAUGUGGCUAUCAUGGCGGGAUCUACUUCACAGGACGGUCUUUUUCUAUUAGAAGAUAUUGACCAGCUACAGCCCAAGCUGAUAAAUUCCAUCAACAACACCUACGAGAUUCUACAGUUCAUACAACUAUUACACGAAAAAUUUGGUCUUGCGGAACUCGACGGAACACUGGAAGCUUAUGAAUUAGCUUAUAACUUUGUCAACGCUACAACAGAUCAAGUUUCUCUGAGAGAAGCUAUCUUAGGAUUCAUUGAUAUCUGCGGCAAUCAUGGAAUCAAAGCUCCAACGCUGAACAUAUUGCUGGCAGCAUCGCGAAUAAAUCCUAACAACUCAUACCUGUACAGUUUCGACUUUGGAAAUCGAGGCAUCUCGAGGAUUACCCACUUGCCGAUCAGUUUGGACGAACCAGUUCGUCAUGCGCAGGAUCUGUUCUAUCUAUUUCCGAUGAUACCGUUGGAUGGAACUGACAUAAAAAUUGCGAAAACUAUGACGGAACUGUGGACUUCGUUCGCCUGUCACGGAUUACCAAAGGCUAAGGAAGUGCAACACUGGCCACCCGCUAGUAAACUCUAUGGACCGUAUCUGAAGAUCAACGACCCUAGCACAAUAGGCGAAAAUUAUUUUACCGAGUUUUCGGCAACCUUAAACAAAUUUGGUACAAUAUGAUGAAAAAAAAAAUUAAAAAUAAUUAUAUAAUAUUCACCGCAUACUUUUUAAUAAAGAUUUGAAACCAG
Molecule: messenger RNA, 1708 nt
Organism: Uranotaenia lowii
Lineage: Eukaryota; Metazoa; Arthropoda; Insecta; Diptera; Culicidae
Product: glutactin-like
Exons: 5
Coding region: 27-1640 (537 amino acids)
Source: RefSeq, a predicted model, not a curated record